Messenger RNA from Drepanopeziza brunnea f. sp. 'multigermtubi' MB_m1, 7998 nucleotides. RefSeq lists its product as uncharacterized. The record is from RefSeq and is a predicted model, not a curated record. Gene Ontology annotation, molecular function: 3-oxoacyl-[acyl-carrier-protein] synthase activity; phosphopantetheine binding; fatty acid synthase activity. Gene Ontology annotation, biological process: fatty acid biosynthetic process; secondary metabolite biosynthetic process. Lineage: Eukaryota; Fungi; Ascomycota; Leotiomycetes; Helotiales; Drepanopezizaceae.
AUGAGUUACAUCAACGAGCCUAUCGCGGUUGUUGGUAUAGGAUGUCGGUUCCCUGGCGGAUCCAACACCCCAGGGAAGCUAUGGGAGGCCCUCCGCCAACCCCAGGACCUCUCUGUUCCUAUACCGCCGGAGAGAUUCGACUCCAGCGGCUUCUACCACCCCGACGGUUUUCACCAUGGCACCUCGAACGUGAAAAAAGCCUAUUUCCUUUCCGAGGAUGUCCGCAAGUUCGACUCCCAGUUCUUUAAUAUAUCGACCGCGGAGGCAGAGUCAAUGGACCCCCAACAACGACAGCUGUUAGAAGUUGUCUUCGAGGCUAUGGAAUCUGCAAAUCUCACUCUAGAAGAAAUGAGAGGAACAUCGACAGCAGUCUACGUAGGCCUGAUGUGCGACGACUACUCCGGUCUGAUCUUCGCGGAUAUGGAAACCUUGCCAACAUAUGGAGCUACAGGUGCGGCGCGCAGCAUUCUCUCGAAUCGGGUAUCGUAUUUUUUCGACUGGACAGGACCAUCGAUGACUAUUGACAGUGCGUGUUCGUCUAGUCUGGUCGCAGUACAUCAAGCAGUCCAGCAACUGAGAACUGGCGAAUGCAAGGUCGCUGUGGCGGCUGGCGCCAAUCUCAUCCUCAGUGCCAGGAUGUUCAUUGCUGAGAGUAAGUUGAAGAUGCUUUCUCCCAACGGACGCUCCCGCAUGUGGGACGUUGAUGGAGAUGGGUACGCGCGGGGGGAAGGCAUCGCCGCUGUCAUGUUGAAACGACUAAGCGAUGCCAUUGCGGAUGGCGACCAUAUCGAAUGCAUCAUCCGCGAAACGAGUGUGAACCAGGGAGGGAGGUCGACAGGUCUCACUGUACCUAAUCCCGUUGCUCAAGUCAAAUUGGUUCGUCAAACAUAUCACAAGGCUGGCCUUGAUCUGGAUCGUUUGGAAGACAGACCUCAAUACUUUCAGGCGCACGGGACUGGGACAAAGGUUGGUGACUUGAAUGAAGCGACGGCCAUACACAAUACCUUCUUUGGGAAACCCGAAGACCUCGAAAAGCAAACUUUGUUCAUUGGGAGUGUGAAAACCGUCAUUGGACAUUCUGAAGGAGCCGCAGGGAUUGCCGGGAUGCUUGAGGCAUGCCUUGCUAUUAAACAUGGAAUAAUUCCACCAAACCUCCACUUCGAGACGCUUAAUCCCGCCUUAGAGCCUUUCAUUCACAGACUUGAGGUUCCAACCAAGGCACAGCAGUGGCCGUCCCACACGGGAAACGUGCGAAGAGCAAGUGUCAACAGCUUCGGAUUCGGUGGUACCAACGCGCACGUGAUCCUUGAAAGCGCCCCUGAACAAGCGAGACCUCCUCCGACGAUUGCACCAGUACCAAUGGUUGCACUUCCAUUCGCGUUCUCUGCGGCGUCGGAAAAAUCUCUAGGCGCCCUCCUCACCAACUAUUCGCAGUUUCUCAGCGACUGCCCGGAGACGAAUCUGAAUACCUUAGCCUGGACGCUUCUCGCGCGAAGAUCGGUCUUGACAUACAAAGUUUUCCUGACUGCCCAGUCGACGUCUGAACUGCGCGCAAAGCUGAAUGACGAGCUUGAGAACAGGAGGAAUGGAAAUUCCCGAACCUUGUCUUCACGUUCCUCCGCCAGAGCUAAGCGAAUUCUUGGCGUGUUUACCGGCCAAGGCGCUCAAUGGCCCACCAUGGGCUGGGAUCUGAUCUCGACAUCGUCGGUUGCAAGGGCAACAAUCAAGAGACUCGAAGAAAUCUUAGGCUGCCUGCCUGUUGAACAUCGGCCCAAAUGGUCUUUGACAGCCGAGUUGUCUGCGCCAGCAUCAACGUCGCGGGUAGCCGAAGCUGCCAUCUCCCAGCCGUUGUGCACUGCCGUUCAGAUUAUCCUCGUCGAUCACUUGAGAGCGGCCGGGAUAAACUUCUCUGGGGUAGUUGGUCACUCGUCUGGCGAAAUAGGUGCAGCUUAUGCCGCAGGGUUCAUAUCCGCCGAUGCAGCCAUCAAAGUUGCAUACUAUCGAGGCUUCUACGCGAACCUUGCCGGAGCCGGUGUCCCAGGAGCCAUGAUGGCUGUCGGGAUCUCAAGAGACGAAGGUGUUAAGUUUUGUAGCCGCCCAGAAUGCACAGGCAGAAUAGUCGUUGCAGCCAGCAACUCUUCCACAAGUGUCACGCUUUCCGGAGAUGCGGAUGCAAUCAAUGAAGCAAAGCUAUACUUCGAGGGCCAAGAGACUUUUGCACGAGUCUUGAAAGUUGAUACGGCCUAUCAUUCACACCACAUGAUCCCAUGCUCAGACCAAUACCUGGGGGCGCUCAAAGACUGCAACAUAGAGCUUUUGCCAAGGGCAAAUGAUGCUUGUACCUGGUUCUCGAGUGUCAACGAAGGACACACAAUGGACGCUCAUGAUGCAUUGCUAGGACCGUACUGGAUGGAAAACAUGCUCAAGUCCGUUCUGUUCUCCCAGGCUCUCACUGCGUCUGUUGCGAGUGGCUCGUAUGACUUUGCACUGGAAGUCGGCCCCCAUCCAGCAUUGCAGGGCCCAGCUUUACAAACCUUGCAAGAAGCUACCGCCAGCAAGAAUCCAACUCCAUAUAUCGGUCUACUAUGUCGGGGGAAGUCAGGUUUCGAGACAUUCGCAGAAGCGUUGGGCUCCUUGUGGGCGCAUUUUGGUGUCAAGUCCUUUGACGCCGCCGCAUACGAGCGCCUCUUUAACUGCGAAUCUUCUCGUCAUCCGCUGCAAGGCCUCCCUUCUUAUCCGUGGGAUCAUGAACGCACAUUAUGGUUUGAGUCUCGUGGUUCCAGAGAGAAUCGCUUGCGUUCAGAGCCUCCUCACCAGCUUCUCGGCAUCACCACGAGUGACCAGGCAGAGGGGGAAUUGAAAUGGCGGAACUACUUGAAAUUGAGCGAGAUUCCAUGGGUCCGUGGACAUCAGAUCCAGGGACAGACCAUCUUCCCUGCUGCGGGCUACCUUGUCAUGGCUCUUGAAGCGUCCAAAAUCAUGGCACGUGAUCAUAACGUCCAGUUGAUUGAGAUCCAGGACUUCCAUAUUCUUCAGGCGAUUGCGAUCAGCGACGAUGAGGCUGGCGUGGAGACGCUCUUUAGUAUCAAAAACAUUGCCUCCGAUGCUGCGAAGAGUCGAGCUCUUACUGCAGGCUUCACCUGCCAUGCUUGUCUGAGCCGGGAUGCUGGAUCUUUGGUCCUCGUCUGCUCGGGCAAACUCAUGUUGCAUCUUGGGUCACCGUCUGAUUCCACACUCCCAGAGCGGAGUCUCAAAGCGAUUAAUGAUCUACGCGAGGUCAAUAUCAAUACAUUCUACAGCUGCCUGGCCGAUGUUGGCUAUGGUUACACAGGACCUUUCCGCGGAAUCUCCUUCCUGGAGCAGAAGCUGGAUACAUCCACUGGCUUUAUCAUGGAUUCAAAUUCAACACUUUCCGAACCUGCGAUGAUGAUGCAUCCUGGAACUCUCGAUUCCGCCAUCCAGACUUUGUUUGCCUGUCUAGGCACGCCCGGUGACGGCAGCCUUUGGACACUACACGUCCCCGUCGCGAUCAAGAACAUUCGAGUCAAUCCCGCUACGUGCAAGGCGACGAGAGACCAUGUCACUGGCAGACCGAAAGAUGUUCUCUUCGAUGCCAAUCUCGCUGAUAGUCUCUCCAACACACUCUGUGGCGAUGUCUACUUGUACGAUCUCGACACCCGAAAAGCCAUCUGCCAGAUUGAAGGAAUCGAAGUCAAGCCGCUGAUGCCCGCCACCGCCGCCGAUGACCGCCUAUUAUUCCACGAACUGGUUUGGGGGACGGCCGAGCCAGAUGCCGCUCUUGUAUACAGGAGUAAUGGAUUCUCGGCCGUUGAGAUCCAGAAGGCCGAGGUGCUCGAGAAGAUCUGUCUGUACUAUUUGAAGCAAUUACUAGAUUGUGUCACAGCAACCGAGCAAGAAGAGACCAGUUGGCAUGGCAAAAGAAUUCUUGCUUUUGCGAGUCAUGUUGUGCAAAACACCCGGGCAGGGAAACACGCCUCUUGUCGCGCAGAGUGGCUGGAUGACACUUGGCAGGAUAUCCAAGUUGCUGCCCACCAGUAUGAAGCGGAUGUUGAUUGCAAACUUUUGCACGUCGUGGGCACGAAAUUGGCCCCCUUCAUCCGUGGCGAAACAUCGAUCCUAGAGCAUAUGAGGCAGGACGGCCUGUUGGACUUGUACUAUCAGAACUCGGAGUUAUUGGAGUACAACCGGUAUGCUGGACUCCUUGCAGCACAGGUUGCAUUCAGAUACCCUCUGAUCAAGAUUCUCGAAAUCGGUGCUGGGACUGGGGGGGUAACCCGGUCCAUACUGAAGCAUCUUGACAACAAAUACUCGUCAUACACCUUCACAGACAUAUCAGUCGGCUUCUUUGAAGAAGCGCGGGAGAUAUUCAAAGGCCACGACCGUAUAAUAUACGAGGCCCUUGACAUUGAACAAGAUCCUGCCACUCAAGGAUUCUCUGAACACUACUAUGAUCUCGUCAUCGCAUCCAAUGUACUCCACGCCACGAAAGGCCUCGACAAUACCAUGACGAAUGUCCGCAAGUUACUGAAGCCAGGGGGCAAGCUCUUGAUUCUUGAGGCCAUCGACAAUGGCGCAACGAGAGUCGGGUUCAGUUUCUGUGGCGUGCCUGGGUGGUGGGCUGGCGCGGAUGAUGGGCGAGACCUGACACCUUUGAUUACCCCUGGGCAGUGGGAUUCCCUGCUACUCCGGACUGGAUUCUCAGGCAUCGAUACUGUCACUCCCGGGACCGAGUCUGUUUACCAGCCUGUCGCCGUCUUCGUGUCGACUGCUGUUGAUGAUGAGAUUCAACACCUCCAAAAGCCGCUUGCAUAUUCUGGAUCCCAAGACCCCCUCGACACCAUAUUCAUCGUCGGCGGAAAGACUGACAUGACGAGAAACUUGAUGAUAGGUCUCAAGGAUCUGCUAGGUCCGUGGGCCAAUAACAUCGAAACCCUCGACUCCCUCGAAGACGGCCCGAAGCUACAAGACUUCUCCAUGGUCCAUGUUUUGAAUCUCGCCGAGCUGGACAGUCCCAUGUUCGAAGAUUUGACCUCAGAACGUCUGGAAUCCUUCAAGGAACUCCUCAACAUCUCUAGAACCUUUCUCUGGGUGACAGCCGGCAGCAAGUCUGACAGGCCAUACUCCAACAUGACGCUUGGAAUCGGACGGACGCUCGUCCACGAGAUGCCACAUCUUCGUCUGCAAGUCCUGGAUGCUGCCCAUCCGGCUGAGUUGACCGCAUCUCUACUCGCUGAGGUAUUCCUCCGUAUCGUCUUGAUAGAGACGUGGGAGAACGAUAUCUACGCCCCGAAGCGAAUGUGGUCUAAUGAGCCAGAACUGUGGCUCGAAGACGGCCGCCUACAGAUCACCCGAGUGGUCCCAGAUGAAGCGGCAAACAACCGGCUCAUGUCUAGCAGGCGUGUUAUUGAGGAAGAGGUUGCUUGUGAAGAAGCGAUCGUGGAGGUCACACAUCCUGGAACCUCUUACGAGCUGCAACGAUGUGUGCCUGUGCCUGAAGAUCUUUCUGCUGCCACGCGAGAAUCCGUUUCAGUCAAGGUCACGCACUCUACGUUGACGGCACUGAGGGUCAAGAACGCGGGAUUCCUAUAUCUUGUCAUCGGUGAGAUGGGAGGCGUGGGGAUGAAGGUCAUCGCCUUUACUCAGUCACUGGCAUCGACGGUCACUACGCCGGCGUGCUGGACAUUGCCUUGGCAUGUGAGGACCGGCGACGAAGCCGCAUUGUUGAUGGCGAUCACGCAUGAGAUGACUGCAGAGACUAUCAUUGAUAUGGCCGUUAAGAAUAGCACUCUGUUGGUGUUCGAGCCGGAACGGUCGCUCGUCUCCGCCAUUGACCGGAUAUCCAGACACAGCGGCAUCAACCCCCUUUUCGUCACGACAGGACAACAAAUGCAUCUGUCCGAUACCAGCGGGUGGCUGAAGCUGGAUCAGUUCUCGUCAGACCGGGAGAUCAAGUCAAAGAUUCCAAUGAACGUCUCUACGUUUGUAGAUAUGUCCGAGUCCGACUCCUCGGAUCUGGCUCAGAGGCUUGGGUCGUUGCUUCCAGUCCACACCCAGCGACAAAGACUGUCCGAACUGUUCAGCCAGACUCCGAAUUACUCUCCAUCUAAAGCCUUCCGGAGGGUUGCUGAUAGCCUCAGCAUUGCACUUGCGAACUCGAAUGCGGCGACACCAGCUACCGGGUCUGCGGCCUGUCCGACUGUUAUCAGCGCGAUGGAUCUACCUCGAAUCACUCCUUCGCUUGAGAACGUGACGAUUGUGGAUUGGACUACCUGCUCGAGACUACCAGUGCGGAUCCAGAGCGCCGAAUCUUUGAUGCGGUUCAAGAACGACAGAACCUAUCUCUUGGUCGGGAUGGCAGGCAACCUAGGCCGAUCGCUCUGCCGAUGGAUGAUACUGCACGGGGCCAGGCACAUUGUACUCACCAGCCGGAAUCCCGGAAUAGAGCAAAGCUGGCUUGACGAGAUGGCUCAACUGGGCGGAGAUGUGAAGGUGAUGGCCAUGGACGUCACUUACAAAGAGUCAUUGCUGUCAACUCACAAGCUGAUCGUCUCUAAGUUGCCGCCAAUAGCAGGUGUUGCAAAUGCCGCCAUGUUGCUCAGCGAUACCUUGCUUUCCAACAUGACUUUCAAGGAGAUGAAGACUGUCAUCUCGCCAAAGGUAGACGGGAGCCGCUUUCUCGACGAGCUCUUCCCCCACGAUAAUCUGGACUUCUUCAUCCUCUUCGGGUCCGCCGUAGACGUGAUGGGCAACUCGGGCCAGUCCGCCUAUUGCGCAGCCAACAUGUUCAUGAACAGCCUCGUAUCAUCACGCCGCAAGCGGGGUCUCGCCGGCUCUCUCAUCGGUCUCGGCGAAGUUAAGGGGGUGGGCUACGCUGCCCGCAUGAACCGGGAACUGAACGAUAUCAUCGGCGCCACCCUGCCGCUUUCGGAGAAGGAGGUCCAUCAUAUGUUCGCGGAGGGAGUCCUUGCCGGUCGGCCAGGUAGCGGCCGCAACCCCGUCUUGUACGCUGGAAUGGACUCGAAAGACCCGCGAACGGAUCCUGAUAUUCUCUGGUAUCCUCACCCGAAGUUCUGGCACUACAUAGAAAGUGGCGAUGGAGCGACGUCAACGGAAGCCAAAGCCGCGACGGUGACUUUGAAAUCUCAGCUUGCUGUUGCGACGGAUAUGGACGAAGUGGUGAACAUCGUGACAGAGGCCUUCUCCCAGAAGCUCAGACACAAACUACAGAUCUCGUCGGAAGCAGCCGUCCCUUCCGAAUCCGUUCUCCUGGAACUCGGCAUCGACUCCCUCGUCGCCGUCGACCUCCGCGCCUGGUUCGUGACCGAGCUCGGGGUCGACAUGCCGAUCCUCAAGAUCCUCGGAGGCGCGUCGAUCACCGAUCUCGCCACAGAUGCCGUUGCCCGCCUGCCAGCCACCCUCCUCCCCGCUGUGCCGAGCACCGUCUUGAAAGCCGAGGGAGAGACCACCACAACAAGCUCCCAGGCAGUCCUGGUCCCCAACGGUCUCGGUGGUCACGAUCUCCUCCUUGCCCCGGCGGAGGAGAAGCCAAACGCUUCCUCUCCUCCUCCUCCUCCUCCUCCUCCUCUUCUUCCUCCGCGGAAGAAAGGCCACUCCAAGAAAGCAUCCCUGGUCUCCCUCUCCUCGGAAGACGGCUGCUCUUCCGGCCCCGAGCGGGAGAUGUUUUCCAAACCCCACAGCAGCUCCCCAACCGUCUCCGUCGCCUCGUCCGUCACAACAGAAACAGACCACGAGGCUGGCGUCGUACGAGGCCGGAAAUCCGCGCCCAGCUCUUCCUCUGCUGCUGCUGCUGCUGCUGCUACUACUAUCAACCAGAAGACGACGCAAAUACGAUCUGGGCCGAGCAAGCGACCGAUCGCCGACGACGACUGCGACGACAAAGAUGAGAACUGCGGCGGCUCUUCUUCUGCGGCACGGCGUAGCAAACGGCGCAGAAAACAGCCCGAGAGUAAAAUGUAG